This is a messenger RNA of Raphanus sativus (radish), 936 nucleotides long. RefSeq names its product glycolipid transfer protein 1. Gene Ontology annotation, biological process: ceramide transport; intermembrane lipid transfer. The record is from RefSeq and is a predicted model, not a curated record. Gene Ontology annotation, cellular component: cytosol; cytoplasm; membrane. Gene Ontology annotation, molecular function: ceramide 1-phosphate transfer activity; ceramide 1-phosphate binding. The transcript is spliced from 7 exons. The coding region runs from base 170 to 778 and encodes 202 amino acids. NCBI's taxonomy places the organism in Eukaryota, Viridiplantae, Streptophyta, Magnoliopsida, Brassicales, Brassicaceae.
AUUUUUAGGGCUAUUAUCAGAAAUAUCCGUAACACUGGGGGUGUAACAGAAUCAUUUGAAAUUUAUAACUCCCCACAGAGCAAAGAAGAAGAAACCUCUCUCACACUAUCAGAAUCUGAUCCCACCUUUCUCUGAUUCUCAGUCCAAAAGUUAAGUCAAAGAGUUGAAAAUGGAAGGGACUGUGUUCACCCCGUGUUUGGAAGGAAUGAAGAAUGUCAAGUCUGAACAAGGGGAGAUGCUUACUAAGCCUUUUCUAGACCUCUGCAAGACCAUCUUGCCUGUUAUAGAUAAGUUUGGAGCCGCUAUGACUCUCGUGAAAGCUGACAUUGGUGGCAACAUAUCGAGGUUGGAGAAGAACUACUUGUCUGAUCCGGACAAGUACAAGUACUUGUACACAUUUGUUCAAGGUGAAAUUGAGUCUAAGACAGCAAAAGGAUCGUCUAGUUGUACCAACGGUCUUCUCUGGUUAACCAGAGCAAUGGAUUUCUUAGUGGAGCUGUUCCGCAACUUGGUAGCACAUCAAGACUGGCCAAUGUCACAGGCUUGUGGUGAAUCUUACCAAAAAACACUCAAGAAAUGGCACGGAUGGCUCGCCAGCUCUACCUUCUCUAUGGCCUUAAAGCUUGCUCCAGACAGGAAGAAGUUCAUGGAUGUCAUAUCUGGUUCUGGUGACAUAUACGCUGACAUGGAAAGGUUUUGCACUGAGUUUGGUCCAUUCCUUCAAGAAAAUCAUAAGUUUCUGGCUAGCGUUGGUUUGGAUGACCUGAAAGCUUCUUGAGCCAUCAUAUGAUUAUCACCUGUAUCCAAUCUGCUUUUUUUCAGAAAAAAAAAUUGUCUGUUUUAAAGUUUCUCCUUUGGAUUCUAAAACUUUUUAGACUAUCCAAAGAAACAGAAUAAUGUUCUCGCUUUAUAUUAUGGCCCUGUUCGUUUUGUGAA